GUUGUCCCUGUGGCCGCCAUUAAAGAAAGGAAUCCAUGAAUUCAAAUGGAAACCAACAGGAACCGAGGCUGAAAUAAUGACCGAAAUAAUCAUAAAAACGUAGGCUGCUGCCAGAUUUCGAGAGGCUGUGACAGGAUGUGCUUCGUUUUGAGGCUCAAAUUUGCAAUGGAGGAGUGAGACGGGACGCUUUUAUUUAUUUAUUUUUUUUUUUAAACGGAGACCGUUUUAGGGCUAAGGGGGAGGGGGAGAGUUGCUUCUUUGCUCUCCUUUUUCUUUUUGUUUUAUGAACAUUUCACGCUUGUUUUUAGCGUGGGUUUGGCCGCGGACUCCUGGAGAUGUCUACGUAGAGACCCAGCAGUCUCUUUUAUGCGCUUUCAGCCCCGGCGGAGGGACACUGCGAUCGGAAGUGAAACGAUGGAGAUUUGGAUCUGUCACUGAAGAAGGAUGAGUUCUUGUUUUGUACCAAACGGGGCCAGCUUGGAGGAUUGCCAUUCCAAUCUAUUCUGUCUGGCUGACUUGACAGGGAUCAAAUGGAAGAGGUUUGUAUGGCAGGGUCCCACCUCUGCCCCCAUCCUCUUCCCCGUGACAGAGGAGGACCCCAUCCUAUGCAGCUUCAGCCGCUGCCUCAAGGCCGACGUGCUAAGCGUGUGGCGGCGCAGCCAGCGGCAAGGCCGGAGAGAGCUUUGGCUUUUCUGGUGGGGGGACGACCCCAACUUUGCUGAUCUCAUCCAUCAUGAACUUGCAGCCGAGGACGAUGGUCUGUGGGAAUACGGUCUCUCCUAUGAGUGUCGCACCUUGCUGUUCAAAGCUAUCCACAACCUGCUGGAGCGCUGCCUCAUGAAUCGUAGCUUUGUUCGCAUCGGCAAAUGGUUUGUCAAACCCUAUGAGAAGGAUGAGAAGCCCAUCAACAAGAGCGAGCACCUGUCCUGCGCCUUCACCUUCUUCUUACACGGGGAGAGUAAUGUGUGCACCAGUGUGGAGAUCAACCAGCACCAGCCCAUCUACCAUCUAACCGAGGAGCACCUCACAUUGGCCCAGCAAGCAUCCAGUCCAUUUCAAGUGAUCCUGAGUCCGUUUGGCCUCAACGGAACCCUGACUGGUCAGUCGUUCAAGAUGUCAGACCCCCCUACCCAGAAACUGAUUGAGGAGUGGAACCAGUUUUAUCCCAUCAGCCCCAGAGCCAAGGGUGUUUCGGAGGACAAGGCGGAGGACAUGGACUGGGAAGAUGACUCUUUGGCCUCUGUAGAGGUCCUCGUUGGCGGUGUGCGUAUGGUAUACCCAGCCUGCCUGGUGCUAGUGCCCCAGUCAGACAUCCCUGUUGUGGCCCCUGUGGGGUCCUCCCACUGCACUGCCGUCUACACGGGUGGCAACCAAGUGCCUGCUCUGCAGCGAGAGCCUGCCAUGUCUUUGGUGACCCUCACACCUCCCACGUCACCUGAGGAGAUGCACACAGGGGACUCUCACACUGCCCAGAAGUGGGUAAAGAUGCCUUCAUCUUGUGAUGUGUUCAGCGUGGACAGAACAAGUCACCACGGAGGGAAGAUUCCACGCCGGCUAGCCAAUCAGGUGGUGGAGCGUGUCUGGCAAGAGUGCAAUAUCAAGAAAGCCCAGAACAAGCGGAAGUUUUCAGCUGCUGCCAGUGGUACCAGCGAGGAGGAGGUGUUGGCCAAAGUGGGAGCCUGGGAUUUCGUAGAAUCUUCACAGAGGUCAAACUGCAACUGUUCCAGACACAAAUCAGUAAAGCAGCGAGCAGGCAGCACGCCAGGUCAAACUCAGUCAGCAGGCCAGCCCUCCCAGCCUCCAACCAAGCACAAAACUGGAGGAGAGAAGCCAGAAAAAGGUGAAAAGCAGCAGAAAAGACCCCAGACGCCCUUCCAUCAUCGCAGCCUGACCAGCGAUGAAACAUCCUUAGAGACAGACGCAGCAGUCGGCCAAAGGCUGGCCAUGAGGGGUCAGGAUGGGGGGAGGUUUCGCUCUGCAGAUGUUACCUCCAUCCCCAAAGCCCCCCAGCUCCACAGUGGGGGGAUCAGCACUGGGCCUUCUGAACAGGCCAACUCCCCACAACCCCCGCCUCUUAGCCCCCACCCCUGUGAGCGUGAAGAGGAAUCAGGGGAUGCCAUGAAGAACCCCUCAACCCCCAACAGUCAACACUUUUACCAGCCGCCCCCAGAGCCCUCCCUCGUCAGGGUGAAGGGUGGCGAGGAGCCGGGCGGGUCGGACUGUCUGAGUCAGCACUUCCACUCCCAUCAUCCCCACCCGCAUUCAGCGACCUCUGCCUACUCUGAGCCUCCUGAACCCACCGUGUACGUCGGCGCAGCAGUCAACCUGGAGGAUGACGGCUCCCACGCGCCGUGGAGGUUAUUCAACCUGCCCCGGAGGAAGGAAGCCGAGCAACCCACGCCGCUGCUGCCUGGGGACAAGCUGAGGGACGAGGCCUUAGCAUCACAGGACCUGGUGUCAGUCACAGAGGUGAUGUCUACAUCGAAGUGGCCACUAAAGGUGUCUGAAGAGCGCGUUCAAAUGUACAGAGCCAGGAAGAACCAGUACCUAUGUGCUGCAGUAACUGAUGGAGACCAUGAACCUGAGGUGGACCCCUAUGCCUUCGAGGAGGGGGAUGUCAAGUUCACGUUCUCCAACAAGAAGGAUAAGGCAGGAGGAGAGCGAGAGCCGGGGAAGAAACAUAAGGGUGAAGAUGGAGGAUCAGGUCCAUCAGAUGAUGCUCAGCGUGCAGCUGCCCACAACCGCAUGGCCUCCACCAGUCUCAUCCACGAGACAGACCUGGCGGUGUCCAUCAACGACCUGGACAACCUUUUCAACUCAGAUGAGGAUGACAUGGCGCCUGGCUCGAGGCGACCAGUGAAUGGAACAGAUGAGAAAUUUGGCAGCAAGGAACCGAAGCCAUCCACUUUGGACCCAGUAUCCUGCAAUAGUUCAGCAGAUCUGCAUCGGAUGUUUCCCACGCCUCCCUCCCCAGACACACACAUCAUGGGCUACUCCCCCAUAUACAUGUGCAGCAAAGAGUACGGCAGGAUGGAGCCCAACACGGGCAUGACCACACUUGACGGCACCUCAACUCUGGGAGGCCAUUUCAAGAUCGAGGUGGACGAGAGCUUCUGCAGCCCCAAACCAUCGGAGGUCAAGGACUACUCUUUUGUGUACAAGCCAGAGCUGUGUCAGGCAUUUGUCGGCUGCUCCAUGUUUGCCCCUCUGAAGAUAUUGCCCAGCCAGUGUCUCCCGCCUGUUAAAAUACCAGAGGACUGCAUCUAUCGCCCAAGCUGGACCAUGGGCCGGGAGAUGCUCAACCCCGUGCCCGUCAUGACCUUUCUCAACAAAGACAGUAACAUCCCCAGUGUGGGAAGCACUAUGGACCAGGACUACAGCCAGACCUACACCCCACAGACCCACACUCCCUUCAUAUCCAACAGUGCUCCACCCAGUAACGGUGGGACUGGCAUCCUCCCUUCACCUGCCACCCCACUUUUCCCCGCCCCCACCCCACGCACCCCUCGCACCCCACGCACGCCUCGCGGGCCCUCCAGUGUCCAGGGAUCGCUAAAGCACGAGAACUCUGAUCUAUACUCACCAGCAUCCACGCCCUCCACCUGUCGCCCGCUGAACUCGGUGGAACCGGCCACCGUACCCUCCAUCCCCGAGGCCCACAGCCUCUACGUCACGCUCAUCCUCUCGGAGUCGGUCAUGAACCUCUUCAAAGACUGCAACUUUGACAGCUGCUGCAUCUGCGUCUGCAAUAUGAACAUCAAAGGAUCCGACGUGGGCGUCUACCUGAGCGACCCGGUCGGCGAGGCCCAGGACCCCUGCAGCUGCGGCUUCAGCGCCGUGGUCAACCGGCGCUACGGAAACGGCUCGGGCCUCUUCCUGGAGGACGAGCUGGACAUCAUCGGCCGCGGCUCGGACGUCAGCAGGGAGGCAGAAAAGCGCUUUGAGGAACUCCGGCUGUCCUCGCUGGAGAGAACGGGAGUCGGGAGGGGGGACCGUAUCCCCGACGAGCUGAUCCAGCUGGUGCAGGACCAGUGCGCCAACCCCUUCUCACCCAUUUCAAUCAUAGAGCAGGAAACCGCCACGCGGGGGCCGAGUGGCACCACUGUGCCGCCCUGUGUGAGGGUGGAGGAGAAGGACUACUGCAGCGACUGCUACAUGGCCCUGGAACACGGCAGGCAGUUCAUGGAUAACAUGUCAGGAGGCAAAGUGGACGAGGCUCUGGUGAAGAGCACCUGCCUGCACCACUGGGGAAAACAAAACGCGGUGGACGUGAGUGCACUGUGCUCUCAGGAUGUGCUCCGGGUGCUGAUGUCCCUCCAGCCCGUUCUUCAGGACGCCAUCCAGAAGAAGAGGACGGUGAGGUCGUGGGGCGUUCAGGGUCCCCUCACCUGGCAGCAGUUCCACAAGAUGGCUGGACGCGGCUCUUACGGCACGGAUGAGUCUCCAGAGCCUCUGCCCAUCCCCACCUUCCUGGUGGGUUAUGAGUAUGACUUUGUGGUGCUCUCUCCAUUUAGUCUGCCCUACUGGGAGAAACUGCUGCUUGAUCCAUUUGGCUCCCAGCGGGACAUCGGGUACCUUGUUGUCUGUCCUGACAACGAGGCCCUGCUCAGCGGCGCGAGGAGCUUCUUCCGAGACCUCACAGCUGUCUACGAGUCUUGUCGUCUGGGACAGCACCGGCCCAUUUCAAGAGGCUACCCUGAUGGCAUCGUCCUCGUAGGCGGCAGCGGAGCCAAAAGCAUGGUGGAUCAGCCAGUCAGCGACUGGUUCCUCAAGGCUGCCAGUGGCAACAAUGACGCCUUCAUUAAGCUCAAACUCUAUGCACAAGUGUGCCGCCACAACCUCGCUCCAUACCUCGCAUCGCAGGCAUUAGAUAGUUCCCUCCUCACACAGCCCAGUGCCUCCCCCUCGUCCAACCAGUCUUCAUCAACGCAACAAUCUAGCUCCACCUCCGGCACAGUCAGCCAGCAGAGUUCUUCUGUUCCCAACAACAGCAGCAGCGGUGGUGGGCUGGGAAACGGCCCCGCCUCCUCCAACAACCUUGCAACAUCUUCAGGCCAGCCUGUCAGCACAAUACCGUCAGCCAAGUCCAACUCGUUUCCGCCUUUUGGAAGCAUGAGCAGCCAGGGCUCCCAGAGCAGUCAGCUGGGUCAGCAGGCUGGUACCCAGAACACUGGCGCCUCAGGGGACAACUCCAGCAGCCAGGCCCCGGGGCCCACAGAGCCGCCUGAAAGCACUUUGGAGCGGGAGAAGGUGGGCGUGCCCACAGAUGGGGAAUCUCACGCUGUGAUGUAUCCACCUGCCAUUGUCGUUUACAUUGUGGACCCCUUUAGCUACGAGGAAGCCGACGGAGGCUCUGGGCCGGUGCCAUCCCACUCCAGCAUGUGGACGCUGGGUCUGCUGCGGUGUUACCACGAGAUGCUCCAGGUCCUGCCCCCACACAUUCGAAAUUCCAUUUCUGUACAGAUUGUCCCGUGCCAGUACCUCCUUCAGCCGGUGCGAGGUGAAGACCGCCACAUCUACGCUCAGCACCUCAAAUCUCUGGCAUUCUCAGUCUUCACUCAGUGCAGACGGCCGCUUCCCGCCUCCACCAACGUCAAGUCUCUUACCGGCUUCGGCCCGGGUUUGGCCAUCGACACUGCACUGAAGAGCCCAGAGAGGCCGGAGUGUCUGCGUCUGUACACGCCGCCGUUCAUCCUCGCACCAGUAAAGGACAAGCAGACAGAGUUGGGGGAAACGUUUGGGGAGGCGUCGCAGAAAUACAACAUACUGUUUGUGGGAUAUUGUUUGUCCCAUGACCAGCGGUGGCUUCUGGCCACGUGCACUGACCUGUAUGGAGAACUCCUGGAGACCUGCAUCAUCAACAUAGACGUGCCCAACAGGGCGCGGAGGAAAAAGGGGUCGGUUCGUCGGCUCGGCCUGCAAAAGCUGUGGGAUUGGUGCUUGGGACUGGUGCAGAUGACAUCCGUUCCCUGGAGAGUGGUUAUCGGCCGACUGGGCAGGAUAGGCCACGGAGAGUUGAAAGACUGGAGUAUUCUGUUGAGCAGGAGAAAUCUGCAGUCGCUCAGUCGGCGACUGAAAGAAAUGUGUCGAAUGUGCGUAAUCUCUGCCUCAGACACCCCCAGCAUCCUCAGCGUGUGCUUGGUCGCCAUGGAGCCGCAGGGAUCCUUUAUCAUCAUGCCAGACUCUGUGUCGACGGGUUCUGUGUUUGGCCGCAGCACCACCUUGAACAUGCAGACGUCGCAGCUCAGCACCCCGCAGGACACAUCCUGCACCCACAUCCUGGUCUUCCCCACCUCCGCCUCCGUCCAAAUCGCUAGCUCCAAUGACACCAACAUCGACAUUCUCAACGCCACCACUGAUGGAUCUGACACUAUUGGGAUCAUAGACCUGCUGGACCAGGAGAACGAGUUAGUGGAUCCAGACAUCAUCAACAUCUCGCCCAACACUUCCCCGGUGCACUCCCCUGGCUCUCAUUAUCAUCAUGGAGGUGAUGGUAGUAAGGGCCAGAGCACGGACCGGAUGGAGUCUCAUGAAGAAGUUCCCAACCUCCUGCAGCAGCCUCUGGCACUUGGCUACUUUGUCUCCACGGCGAAGGCGGGUUCUCUACCUGACUGGUUCUGGUCCGCCUGUCCACAGGCUCAGAACCAGUGUCCUCUCUUCCUCAAGGCCUCUUUGCACCUCCAUGUGUCUUCAGUGCAAUCAGAUGAACUACUGCAUAGCAAACACUCCCACCCCCUCGACUCCAAUCAGACCUCAGAUGUACUCAGAUUUGUGCUGGAGCAGUACAACGCCCUCUCCUGGCUAACGUGUGACCCGGCCACGCAGGACCGACGAUCGUGUCUGCCCAUUCACUUUGUGGUGCUCAACCAGAUGUACAACUUCAUCAUGAAUAUGUUGUAACCAUCAGCCUGUUACGAGAGGGGUGUAGGGGAAACAUUUCACAGAAGAGCAAAGUGACCGCUCCAAACGGGGCUCCAUCAAGACAAAUGAAAGAAACGGAGUACAGAGCUGGAUCCUGUACCGGAUGGGAUCAGGCGGCUGGGAAAAGCCGUUUCACUGUGGCUGUUACUGGUUGACACAGGCCUGUCUCUGUCGUUUAAAGACAUUCAUGUAGUAACAAGGGAAUAAAGAAGAAGCUGAGCUGCAAAUAGUGAACGUGAAAGAAUGACAUAUUGUCAUGGUAUGUAGCAUGGCAGUACAGUAACUGGUCAUUCUGUAUCAGAGAGUAUCUGUAAAGUUAUUGGAGGAAAAGGGACAUAUUUGAUCUUGGAAAAAACUCAGAAAUGGAUCCUUGGUUUUAAGACAUAAAAUUCCUUUUUAAUGCUUUGGAUAAAGUGAUAUCCAACGGAAAUGCCUGCAUCUAUCUUAUUUAUUGUAAGUUUUUAAAUGUAUAAUUUGUCUUAUUUCUUACCUUCUUUUAUAUAUAUAUAAAAAAUGAAGGUUUAUAUCACCUUCCUGCUUUAAAGCAAUUGGUCUAAGAUAUAUGUAAUCGUCUUAAUAAUAUAAAACAACCAGGAAAAAUCCCACAAAAAUGAAAUAAAGUCCCAGUAGGUUGUUUUUAGAGUAUUAUUUUUUGUAAUGGAGACAGAAUAUUUGUAUUGUUGCAAUGUACAGAAGAGUGCAGAAUUAUGUUCCAUGCCUUCAAGCAUGAUGGACUUGCAGCAAAGCUGUAGCUACAGAGGAUUUGUACAGCAAUGAACUUCACUGUGUUUAAAUAAAGAGGUACAUUGUUGUAUAUAGUAUUUUAUACCACACAUUUAGACACAAAAACCAAAUGGCAAUAUAUAUAAAUAAAUAUAUAUAUAUGAAUGCCAUGCCAGCAGUUGGUGGUGUGGGUUCUGUUUUAGGAAUAAAGUGCGUCAACCUA
Molecule: messenger RNA, 7867 nt
Organism: Cololabis saira (Pacific saury)
Lineage: Eukaryota; Metazoa; Chordata; Actinopteri; Beloniformes; Belonidae
Gene: med13a
Product: mediator complex subunit 13a
Exons: 31
Coding region: 445-6900 (2151 amino acids)
Biological process (GO): regulation of transcription by RNA polymerase II
Cellular component (GO): mediator complex
Molecular function (GO): transcription coregulator activity
Source: RefSeq, a predicted model, not a curated record